UUGGCAGCACUGGCCGGCAGGAAAAUGGCGUUGCUGUUCUACGAGCGUACAUUCAGGCGAGGAACGUGCUUCCGCGGCGUCACUGGCGCGUCGCGCCUAACAUGUAAAUAAUACACGCUGAAUCGCGUGCGGUCGUGUUAACGUGAGUUUAGUCGUGAGUUUGCAUUGCCUUCGCUGCGGUGACGCUCUACUUCGAUGAGAUUUCGGUGAUACGUUUCUAGCUGCGUGUCCGCAAUGGCCGACGACUCCGCUCCGCCGCUGCCAAAGAGGCGCCAAUUGCGCGAGCGAACCAGGAAGCUGUACACGGACGACUGGACCAUAGGUGACGAGGAAAUUGAGGGCCGCAGAACAUUUCAGCUCGAGGAGAAGAUCGAAGGCAAGAAGUAUGACCUGAGCGGCCUCUUUCGCGAGAUGACUGGGCCAGAGCUUAAUCUGACGUAUCUGCAAAAGCAUGGUCUGAAAAUACCACUGCUAUUUAAGGACAAAUCUGGUCUAGGCUUGCGAGUUCCCAGCUCCAAUUUCUCCGUCAACGAUGUCAGGACCUGCGUUGGAUCUAAGAGAGUGCUAGAUGUUAUGGACGUUAAUACUCAGAAAAAUGAAGAUAUGACCAUGAAGGAGUGGCAAAAGUAUUACGAGGAUCCCAAUAAGGAACGCUUAUUGAAUGUGAUCUCAUUAGAAUUUAGUCAUACCAAGUUAGAGAAUUAUGUACAGUCACCUGCACUGGUGCGACAGGUUGAUUGGGUGGACGUUGUGUGGCCAAGGCAUCUGAAAGAUUCUCAAGUGGAAUCUACUAAUCUUCUAGAGGACAUGAUGUAUCCAAAAGUACAGAAGUACUGUCUAAUGUCGGUAAAAGGUUGCUAUACUGACUUCCAUGUCGACUUUGGUGGUACAAGUGUGUGGUAUCACAUUCUGCGUGGUGGCAAGAUCUUUUGGCUGAUUCCACCAACUGAAAAAAACUUGAGCCUCUAUCAAGAGUGGGUGUUGAGUGGCAAACAGUCGGAUGUAUUCUUUGGUGAUAUGGUAGACAGAUGCGGCAGGAUAACUCUAACAGCUGGUAUGACUUUGUUUAUACCGACCGGUUGGAUACAUGCGGUAUAUACUCCUCAAGACUCCUUGGUCUUUGGUGGAAAUUUCCUUCAUAGUUUUGGUAUAGAAAAGCAAUUGAAAGUGGCGCAAGUAGAGGAGCAUACAAAAGUACCACAGAAAUUCCGAUAUCCAUUCUUCACAGAAAUGUUGUGGUAUGUCCUCGAAAGAUAUGUGCACGUGCUUUUGGGUAGAAGUCACUUAGAUAUAUCCGAAUCGCAGCGGCAACACUUAGUCCCGCAGCAUCCUCAGCACGUACAUAUCACACAGUUCGAGUUACAUGGUUUGAAAGCUAUAGUGAUGUAUCUACAUUCAUUGCCGUCAACAAAGAAGAAUGUCCCAGAUUUGAUACGCGAUCCGAUCGCUCUUAUUCAUGACGUUCGAUGUUUGGUAGAGCAGCAUAGACACGAUAAUCCAGAAUCGGCUGUGACGGGCAAUCCUGUGUUACCACCACCACCACCUUUGAGCAUCGCCGACAGGGAGCGAAUGAGAGCAACAAGAAAAGGUUUUGUAAAAAUGAGACAUUUCUCGGAUAAAUCUGAAAGAGCAUUUCCACGCAGAAGACGCACUAGGUGUAAGAAAUGUGAAGCUUGUACUAGACAGGACUGUCGAGAAUGCGUAUUUUGCCAAGAUAUGGUCAAAUUCGGAGGUAGUGGUCGUGCUAAGCAAACGUGUCUUAUGCGACAAUGUCUUAGACCUAUGCUUCCUGUCACAUCAGCUUGUAAAGUCUGUCAUUUAGAUGGCUGGAAACAACCUCCUGCGCCAUUGACGGGUAAAUCCUUCCCUUCAACACCAUCUACUUUGAUGGAAUGUUCAAUCUGUUUCGACAUCGUACAUCCAGAAUGUAUAGGUUUGAACCUCAAAGAGAUAAAUGUGAAUGAUGAUUUACCAAAUAGUUGGGAGUGCCCACAAUGUUGCGAGCGAGGUAGAAAUUUGGAUUAUCGGCCACGUCAACAGAGAGGGCGCACACGAAAAUUAUCUGUGUCUAGCGCAGCUUCUUCAGCACCGACCACGGAUUCCGAGCGGGCUAUGACACCAAGUAAACAAUCGAGACUCGAUCCCAACGAGGCGUGGAACGAUUCACCCGGAGAGCCAGCCGAAGGUGAACAGAGAAUGACUCAGCAGCGCACCCAGUUAGCUAUGCAGUUGAUUGCCUCAAGCAGUAGGUCUUUGGUGAGACCGCACGUAGUAGUUAGGCCGGUGCCGCCGCUGCCCAUUCAAGAAACGGAUGGCGAACCAGACGAACGUGUAAAUUUGGCGUACAACCAAACAGCAAUACUUGCAGUAUUUCGAUUCCUCAGCAUAAAGGAUUUGCUUAAUUGUGCCUUGGUUUGCCGUACCUGGGCGAGAUACAGUAUAGAUCCCAGUCUGUGGAAGAAACUUGACAUGUCGCACUAUAAUCUUCGUUCCUUACAUUUGACGGCUAUUGUUCGACGUCAACCCGAAUAUCUUUCACUGGACUGGACCAACAUCAAUAAGAUGCAAUUAGCUUGGCUGCUCAGUAGACUACCGCAAUUACGAACAUUGUUCCUUCAGGGUUGUAAUUGGGCCAGUGUUCGUGCCUUGAAGAGUUGCAGCUGUCCACCUCUAGAAAAACUAAAUCUAAGUUAUGUUACCUCUUUGACUGACGCUGUUUUACAAGAAAUCUUGGACUCGCCAACGGAUUCGAGGCCCGGUCUUAUUGACAAGACAUCGCGAUUGAAACAUCUCAAAAAUUUGUCUUUAGCCGGAUGUGAUCUCACGGAUCGAGGAGUGAGAUACAUAGUCCAGAAUCUGUCAGAUCUUGAAACCUUAGACCUCUCUUCGAUUGGCAGACUUACUGAUUCUGGAGUAGCACACCUCAUAUUGUUAUCAAACCUGACAUCAUUGAACUUAGCCAACUGUAAGUUGCUCACCGAAACGUCUCUCGAUCAUCUGACAAAAUGUAAGACGUUAAAACGCCUGGAUCUACGACACACGACCCAAGUAUCAACGCAAGCUAUUAUUAAGUUUGCUGCUAAGAGUGAACAUAAUUUACAUGUGACGGACGUUAAGUUGGUGGAGGAGAAGAAGAAAGUUAAAACCGAAUUCAUGGACACGUGAAAGAGUGGCGUGACGCUCAUACGCGAACUAUUGUUCAGUGCAAUCCGAUUAUCGUUGCGUAAGAACACCGUUUGCAAAGAAUUAGAGCUAUAAUACAUCAUGCUACAAUCAGCGAUUAUUUAUUUUACAUGAGAAAAUCUGAAGGCAUCAUCUUUGUAAUGCGACAGAAAGGACCUGACUAGCAUAGAAUUUCUAAUCGGGAUAAUACUCAUUUUUAUCGACAGAAAUCCAAACAUAAUUAUAACAGAAUUGAUUCCUUCGCAACUUGAAUUUCUUAUUCUUUUCAUUUUUCUUAUUGCAAAUACUUAUAUCUUUUGAUCAUGUGAUUUACAUUGACAUGCUCUAAAUAUUUUUUAUUUUUCAAAAUCGCUGAAUGUCCCUAAAACUUACACGUUUAUUUGGAUAUCGAGUCUCUGUAAAUAUCAAGAAGUGUUAUUAUU
Molecule: messenger RNA, 3605 nt
Organism: Monomorium pharaonis (pharaoh ant)
Lineage: Eukaryota; Metazoa; Arthropoda; Insecta; Hymenoptera; Formicidae
Gene: Kdm2
Product: jmjC domain-containing histone demethylation protein 1
Exons: 7
Coding region: 235-3165 (976 amino acids)
Biological process (GO): regulation of transcription by RNA polymerase II; protein demethylation
Molecular function (GO): protein binding; DNA binding; transcription coregulator activity
Source: RefSeq, a predicted model, not a curated record